GGCGUGCAGCUCACGAACGCGCCAGCACCGCCAGAGCCAACAGGCACACGUCGUGAGGACGGCGUUGUGGUGGGGAGGGGGAGGGGAGGUGGCUCGCAACAAGAACACACCACUCAUUAUCGAACCACUGACGAGAGGCAGAGCAACCAACAAAGCAGUGCCUUAGCAAUUUGUUGUGGGGUCCUCUCCUUCCAAAUUAGUGGUUGUGUGGGACCUCAGCAAAUGUCAUUUUUCCUUUCUGCACCCAUGACACCAGUGACCACAGCAUCGACAACGACGACGACGACGACAACAACAACCAACAACAACCAACAACAACCAACAACAACAACAACCAACAACAACAACAACCAACAACAACAACAACAACAACAACAACAACAACAACAACAACAACAAGAGCUGCAGUCAGCACCAACCAUCUCCAAACCCUUAGCAUCCACUCUUCAUUACUUUGUAACCAUGGCAUUCCUCCGGAGACAAGCUCGGCCAUCACCACUCGAGCCUCAUCCAGUGACACUCAGCGCCACUCGGGAGCAACAAGUCCACAUUCUUGCCUUCCUUCUCACAGAGUCGUUUACUGCGUUGCGAGCGAAGCUGCCACCGGCAGCCAUCUGCAAGAUGGCGGAACUUGCCGUCGUCGCCCUCAGCAGCCAGCGCAUCGCGUACCACGCGCCGUCGCACAUCUUCAACGUGACACCAGAGGACAUCAAGGCGGACCCCAUCUCGUUUUUGGCACGCGUGUUCCACGCCACGGCGUUUCUUCAGGCCGACGACUGCAUUGCGCCGUAUCUUCUGCCCAUCCUGCAGCGGGCACGCCUCAUCCCCUUGCCGCCAGCUGCGGACCUUCGGCAGGAGGACAGGCAACAGCAACACCAGCAGCACUUGCACCUGUACCUGCACAAGAGCAAGACAAGCUCGCAUCUGCAGCCAACCACGACUACGCAUGGUGUUGGCAGCAUGGAACGCAGUGACGGCGCCAUGGCACAGCAGCAGCAGCAGCAGCAGCAGCAGCAGCAGCAGCAAGAUGAUUGCCAGUCUCGCCGGCGCCGGCACAGGCAGCACUCGGAUCCAAGCAGGCAGCGCACCCCGAGCGACGACAGCUACAUGCAGGACUUCUCCAUCCAAAGCAUCCAGGCCAUGCCGCAGCUGAUGCCUUGUGCUGGGUCGCACGCUGCACGGAAGCGAGGCCUGUGUCAACCGCACGCCCUCGCGCUCAUGGCCGGCAUCGACGUAGGUUGUUACAAACAGAAGAAGGCCUCUUCCUUGUCUCCUUCCACAACCUCGGCCUCCCUCUCCCCGUCACCGACUCCAUUCCCCGUCUUCUCUUCUUCCUGGGGCAUUACCGGGGAGGAGGACGAGGUACAAGUGCACUGGCCUGCCGACCAUCCCCACCGCGCACGGCGUCGCCGCUCGAGAUCCAACGAGUCCCAGGCCGAGCGUCCGCGACAGCACAUGCUCGGCGAUGACCUGCGUGCUCACCACAGGCGGCUGGUCAGGAGUGCCAGCAAGUCCACGUCGUCAUACACCACGGCAACCAGCACCGCCUUCACCCCUGUGCCUGUGGAGGCUGCGGUAUUGGCGCAUGGACGCGGAGAAGGCCGCCCCGGCAUGAGCGUGAGGGCGGCCGUUGCCCGCGUCAUGUCGUGGUGGCGUGAGGACCUGCAACAGACGCACGGCAUCAAGAGCACCGGCCGGCACCCGCACGAAUCCAUCCUGCACGGCUACACGGGCGCGCACACGCCGGAGGUGCGCCGGGAGAAGCGGGAGAUUGCGCAGCGCCUGUGCUACAGGGUGUUUGGCUACACGGCCGGCGAGGUGAUCCCCUUUGAAGCUGAUGCUCCGGGCCUGAACGAGUUCAUCGCGUGCGUGGUGGCCAUGGACAUGCUUGGGCCCUGGCUCAACGAGGUGCACCUGCUGCACGUGUGCGCGUGCUUGCGUGCAUGUGUACCGUUCCGCACCCACGACGCCAUGACCGAGCUGUACGCCACGUGCGUGCGCAUCUGCGACGAGGACCUGCCCUUCCUGCAGGUGCUGCCGCGGUCGUGUCUCGAGAAGAACAUGCGGCACAUUGUGGAGAGCGCGUGCCACACGGCCGCGUACGUGCACGAGCACUUCUCCGCUGAGGAUCCGCGUGUGUUCCUGGCACACCUGUGGAAACAGCUUCCGGAGCGGCACGCGUCUUUGCGCGAUGCAGACGCGCACACGCUCAAGGACUGGGCUGGCGCCAUGGCGGGCACUGUGAGCUACCUCGACUAUUUGCUGGAGGAGCCGGCCCGCAUCUUCCCGCGCUUCGGCGACGCGCGCACAGCUGAAGAGCAGCAAGAGCUUGAGCAGCGCGCGGUGACGAACAUGGCGAUUGCGCACAGCGUGGUGUCUUCGCGCCUGAUCUGCGCCAGCGCCAUCCACGCCGCCCUGAGCUGCUCCCAGUUUGCAGCGGAGGUGGACACCAUGCCCCUCCAGCAGCUGUUUGCACGAAACGCAGCCACCGCGAGCAGCAAGACGGCCGGCACUGCCGCGGGUGGUGAUAGCGAUGAGGUGUUUGCUCGUCUUCUCAAGGGCGACUUGCGGGCUGGCUCGGACCACGUGGCUGUGGUGGAGGCACUGCUCCAGCACGGCUUCAACGACUUUGCAACGGACCGCUGUGACACCUGCGACGUCGCCUUGGACGUGUACCGCGCCCUCACCACCGCGGACGCCGAAAGCGUCAGCGCGGGGCGCAGUGGUGUACCCACGACGGCGAUGGGCGACGACAACGACAAGCCUGUCGGAGGUGCAGCGGGGCUGCAAGAGCAGCACGCGGGAUGUGGGCACGACCAACAGCACGAAGGGCUUCGUCGGUGCUUGAAGCUGUGCUUGCGGUAUCACCGCGGUGAAAUGCAUGUUCGCUCGUUUCACGCAGAACUGCCCGCGUGCGUGGCUGAUGCGGUCGCUCGCUUCGUGCACACGUGUGUCUGA
Molecule: messenger RNA, 2958 nt
Organism: Salpingoeca rosetta
Lineage: Eukaryota; Choanoflagellata; Craspedida; Salpingoecidae
Exons: 1
Coding region: 223-2958 (911 amino acids)
Source: RefSeq, a predicted model, not a curated record